AGAAAGAGGUGCGGCAGUUACAGAGCGCCGAGUAGAAACUGAAGUUUUGGUGGAUGUGUAGAGCUUCGGGAUAUUUUAUUAAAAGACGUUUUGAUUGAUGCUUUUUGUUCGUCAGCAGAGGACAAAAUCAUGUAUAUGCAUUUUGAACAAUGUCCUAGACAUCUGCUGGUCUGUGAAAAAUCUAACUUUGCGAAUGAGAAGUCGCGGCAUGGUAUUCACGUGCAGAGCCACUACUUCAAUUACCAGGUGAAUAUGUUAAUUCCUGAGUGUGCUGUUCUACCUUCUGAACUGAAUGCACUUGUCAACUCCUUUGAAAAAUAUUAUCUUGUGAAGAAUGUACCAGUAUAUGAACUAGUGGAGCAGCAGUUCAUUGACAGAUUUGUUAAAAAAGGCUCUGUGUAUGCACUUUCUUAUAACACACAAAUAGAUCAAGACAACACAGUGGCUUUAUUGCCUACAGGAACACUUAUUUUGUCAGUGGAUAAGGAUACAUAUGAAGAACUUGGACUGGAGGGGAAGUCUUCUCAAUACUCUCACAAGGCUGUGAUGCGUUAUGGUUCUCCAAUAAUUCACAUCUGUACAUGCAGACUCCUAAAACAUCACAGAAGCAUUUAAAAAAGAAGUUAAAAUCAUGUGUUUAAAC
This is a messenger RNA of Polypterus senegalus (gray bichir), 643 nucleotides long. RefSeq names its product ribonuclease P protein subunit p40-like. Bases 130 to 615 code for a protein of 161 amino acids. The record is from RefSeq and is a predicted model, not a curated record. Gene Ontology annotation, biological process: tRNA 5'-leader removal; endonucleolytic cleavage in ITS1 to separate SSU-rRNA from 5.8S rRNA and LSU-rRNA from tricistronic rRNA transcript (SSU-rRNA, 5.8S rRNA, LSU-rRNA); tRNA 3'-end processing. The transcript is spliced from 5 exons. Lineage: Eukaryota; Metazoa; Chordata; Cladistia; Polypteriformes; Polypteridae. Gene Ontology annotation, molecular function: ribonuclease P activity; ribonuclease MRP activity. Gene Ontology annotation, cellular component: ribonuclease MRP complex; multimeric ribonuclease P complex.